GUUGCUGCUUUGCCCGUCCCGACGAUCCUUCGGCUUGCCCGUUUAUUUACUGUUUAAAUCCCAGCCUCUGUCCGCUUACUCCAGCCAUCUCUCACUCCUCUUUCUUUCAUCGACUUUUCUGCUUACAUUGUCCAUCCAUCUUCAACCUCCCGGACAAUUGUUUUGAAACAUCAUAAACAAAUCACACCUUAACAGCCCUCCAUUUACUCAUCUGUCACCAUGGGUAAAGGCGGUCGCAUUUUCUGCAUCUUCACCCCAUAUGUCUUCACCAUCGCUUCCUUGAUAUGUAUUGUCAUAGUGGGGCUGGGCUGCACCAAAUCCAGCUCCAGUACCUUGAAUGAUCUGUACUUCUUCAGAGCCAACCUCCAAAAUAUCACGAACUCGACGUCGUCGACGACCGCGAAAAUCACUUCAGCGAUCAGCGAUCUCGCCGGUGUCUCGGAUGGCGACCUAUCGUCCGCAUUGGAGGAGAUCGAGAAGCAGUACAAUAUCCAGGACUUCUACACGAUCGGUCUGUGGGGUUACUGUUCAGGCAAUAUCACCAACGGCAACGACUACAAAACAACCAACUGCUCGAAGCCCGAAGCCGAGUUCUGGUUCAACCCCUUGGAAGUGUGGAACUUGGAGGAGACCGGUCUCGAGAAUGCUCUCUCCAGCAGCGUGAAGAAGGAGCUGAACGUCUACAAGAACGUCUCCAAAUGGAUGUUCAUCGCCUACGUGAUCGCAUUCAUCGCCACUAUCGUCGAACUGGUCGUCGGUGUCUUUGCCAUCUGCAGUCGCUGGGGUAGCUGCGUGACUACUCUAGUCUCGAUCGUCGCAUUCCUCUUCACUACAGCCGCCUCUGUGACGUCAACUGCGUUAUUCGCCGUUUUGAAGGGCGUCUUCAAGGCCGAACUGGAAUCCUAUGGCGUCAAGGGCCACAUGGGCAAGAACAUCUACGUCGCCACCUGGCUCGCUGUCGCUUUCUCGCUUGGUGCUUCUCUGUUCUGGCUCCUCAGCUCCUGCUGCUGCUCCGGUCGCUCGCCCUACAACCACCGCAACCAGGCACGCGCCGUCACCGCCGAAAAGGCCCCCUACACCUACGAGCCCCUCGGUCCCUACGGCCAGCCCCAGCAGCCCGUCUACGGCAACACCGCCUACCCGCCCCCUCCUCCUCCGGGCCACGUUCCCAUGCAGCAGAAUGGCCGCAGUAACGCGUACGAGCCUUUCCGUCACGUUUAAAAGGCGUACCGCAUCGCGUCAUUCCUUACUCGUUGAAUGGAAUCUGGGAAAAUGGCGUUUCGGUUGGAGAAAUCCGGAGAUAAUGACCCCCUACACCAAUCAUGAUGAAUUAUCAGCGUGACACCAUUUCGGCUGACGGCUAGCUGAGUGGAGCUCAUGUUGACUUGAUGACUUUAAUGCAAGCUGCACUUGGAUUUGGAUUUGAGGGUCGAUCAACUCUAGACUUUUUAUCUCCUUGCGUUCGUUCGAACUUGUACAUUGCUUCAUUUUCUUGAUACCUGCUGCUUUGCAGCGCUGUUUUAGUGUGCACAUAGAAGAGAAAUUUACCAUCUGAAUAUUUGCA
Molecule: messenger RNA, 1564 nt
Organism: Aspergillus homomorphus CBS 101889
Lineage: Eukaryota; Fungi; Ascomycota; Eurotiomycetes; Eurotiales; Aspergillaceae
Product: SUR7/PalI family protein
Exons: 3
Coding region: 220-1221 (333 amino acids)
Biological process (GO): fungal-type cell wall organization
Cellular component (GO): cell cortex of cell tip; plasma membrane
Source: RefSeq, a predicted model, not a curated record